UCAUCUCUCUUGUGCAUAAAAAAAAAAAAUAGAAAAGAAAAGAAAUUUUCAUCUUUCUCUGCAGUCUGCCUGCACUCUACUAUAAUAGGACCAGAGGUUCUUGUUAAAGUGAAAGUUGGUCUUAUUUGCAUUGCCCAAAAAUGAGAGAAAACUUAGAUGAAAAUGCUCCUAACUUCACUUCCAACCUUCCUGUUCCUGCCCUGAAGCUCCUAGAUUGCUCCCUUCGGGUUUCAGUGAUUCCUCUUAGCAUUGCAACCAUAUGGCUCACUGUGACAAACAAACAAGACAACAUCAGCUAUGGGAAGCUAGAGUUCAGCAAUUUCAUGGGCCUCAAGUACAUGGUUUGCAUCAGCACCAUUUCUGCUGCAUAUGCUUUUCUUGCAACUAUGGCCUCAUGGAUCAGAUGCUUGGUGACUAAAGCUUGGCUUUUCUUUGUCUCUGACCAGGUUCAUUUUCUUCGCCCUUCUUUGUCCCCUUCAAUUUAUUUUAUUUUCUUUCUCUUUUUUCACUUUCAGACAUAAUAAUAAUAAUACAUAGCAGGUGGAUGUUUGGAAUUUUGGGGAAAAAAAGAAAUACCUACCCUCAUAAAUAAUUCUGUUCUUAUUAUUUUUUUCACAUAUGUGGUCUUUAGCAUGUUUGAGCCACCUGCUGUUUCUCAUAAAGAGGUGGAUGAAGAGAGGACUUAGAUGGGUUUUCUUCCAUAAAUCUGAAGAACAUAAAAAGAAAUAUGAUAUAUAUAUAUAUAUAUAUAUAUAUAUAUAUAUGUAUGUAUAUUUGUGAAAUGAUUAGUUUUGAAGUGUUUCCAAGUAGUUGGAAUAUCUGCUUUUCCAGAUUAUAAUAAGGGUCUAUGCUUCUAACACAAAUCAUCUUGUUUGAAAAGUGGAGCACUUUAGUGCACUGAAAGUCCAUAUUCUCACCUACCACACCCAAAGCAGAACUUUCCACCGACUUAUUAGAGUCAAGAUGAAGCUCCAAAAAUUUGUCGGAAA
Prunus avium (sweet cherry) is the source of this 989-nucleotide messenger RNA. NCBI's taxonomy places the organism in Eukaryota, Viridiplantae, Streptophyta, Magnoliopsida, Rosales, Rosaceae. The record is from RefSeq and is a predicted model, not a curated record.